Lichtheimia ornata is the source of this 2700-nucleotide messenger RNA. RefSeq lists its product as uncharacterized. The record is from RefSeq and is a predicted model, not a curated record. Lineage: Eukaryota; Fungi; Mucoromycota; Mucoromycetes; Mucorales; Lichtheimiaceae. Bases 1 to 2700 code for a protein of 899 amino acids. The transcript is spliced from 13 exons. Gene Ontology annotation, biological process: rRNA processing. Gene Ontology annotation, molecular function: protein binding. Gene Ontology annotation, cellular component: Pwp2p-containing subcomplex of 90S preribosome; small-subunit processome.
AUGGUAGCCCCGGAAGAAAAGCGACGCAGAAUCGAACCUGAGAAACGCAAACAUGUUGCACGAUCGAGGAUCUUCCAGCCCUUCCGUGCACUCGGCUACAUUACCAACGAUGUCCCAUUCGUCGUCGAAACACGAGGUCAAGAGUUUUUCCUCACCACCAGCGUCGGCCACAACUUUCAAACGUACAAUAUGAACAAGAUGCAGUUGCUCUUUGUCAGUCCUCAAACAUCGGGUCGUAUUACAGCCAUGACAGCUGCAGGAGGUAUCACCUAUGUCGCUCAUGGUAGCACUGUUAGCGGAUUCAAACGAGGCAAACCUUUUAUGAGUGUGGGUGAAGAUCAAGGUGAUUACGAGAUUAUCCAGAUUCUUGUCCUUGGUCAGCAUGUGGCUACACUUUGCGAUGACAACGUACUCCGAAUGUGGGAUUUGACAUCAGGAGAUUUAUACACUGCCAUUGAGUUUGGUGACGCAUUCACAGCAACAAAGAUGAUCCAUCCCAGCACAUAUCUCAACAAGAUCUUAGUCGCCAGUGCUCAAGGCACCAUGCAGAUUUGGAACGUACGUGUCAGCAAAAUGAUUUAUCAGUUCAAAUCGUUUGGAUCCGCCAUUACAUGCUUGGAACAAUCACCAGUGGUGGAUGUGGUCGCAAUUGGUUUAUUGGAUGGCAGCAUUGUUCUCUACAACAUUCGAAUGGAUGAAAGAAUUGAUACCGUUUAUCAAUCGGAUCGUGUCACGGCUAUCUCAUUUAGAACUGAUGAGGAACAAAUGAUGGCUACUGCCAACAUGCAUGGUGAUGUUGCUUUAUGGGAUCUUGCCAACCGGAAACUAGCACACGACAUGAAGGGCGCUCACUCUGGAUUGGUGUCCUCGAUCGCAUUCUUGAAUAAUCAGCCAAUCUUAGUUACUGCUGGUGCCGACAAUGCUGUCACACAAUGGAUCUUUGAAAAGCACAAUGCAGUUCCAUUACCAUUGAAGGGUCGUAGCGGCCAUUAUGCACCACCAUCCAAAAUCAGAUAUUAUGGCUCGGACGGCAAGGUGAUUGUCUCAGCGGGUCGAGAUCAGGCACUUCGAUGGUUCUCUACUGUUCGUGAUGCACAAAGUGUGGAGAUGUCACAAGGCCAUAUCGCAAAGAAAGCAAAGGACAAAGGUGUAUCUUUGGAGUCGCUGAAAUUACCCAUCAUCACAGACAUGGCACUUGAUGUUGCCAAAGAAAAGGAAUGGGCCAAUGUAUUGACAUGUCACCUGAACGAUUCGGCUGCACGUACUUGGUCUACGAAAUCGAAAGCCUUGGCUGAUCAUGCAUUAUUAAGCUCUGAUAAAAGUUCCAUCAAGGCUGUAAAUAUCAGUGCAUGCGGCAAUUUUGGCAUCAUUGGUUGUGCUUCGGGACAAAUUGAAAUGUUCAACUUGCAAUCAGGCUUACAUCGAAGGACGUUUUCUGGACCUGAAGGACACAAAAAGGCGGUGACAAGCCUUGCAAGUGACUCCACCAAUCGUUAUUUGAUCAGUGUAUCAGUGGACAGAAACAUCAAGAUUUGGAAUUUCCAAAACGGCAAAGUCUUGCACACAAUCGCUAUGGAAUCACCCAUCGUUGGCAUGCAAUUCCACCGCGACAACAACCUGAUGGCUGUAGCAUGUGAUGAUCUUGGUAUUCGGGUGAUUGAUAUCGAGACACAAAAGGUGGUGCGUGAAUUCUGGGGUCACCGUAACCGGAUAACAGACUUUGCAUUCAGUCCCGAUGGUCGAUGGAUCAUUUCCGCAUCACUUGAUGCCACUGUGCGUACUUGGGACCUCCCAUCCAGUACCAUGGUUGAUAUCUUCAAGGUGGAAGAUGUGGUGUCAAGCUUAACCUUUUCUCCCACUGGUGACUUUUUGGCUACAGCUCAUGUUGAUAAUGUUGGCGUAUUCUUAUGGGCCAACCGCACACAAUUCGCCAAUGUCUCUCUACACAGCAUAACGGAUGACGAUGCGGCCGAAGUAUUGGCAUUACCAGCAUUAGAAGGCUAUGGUGAUGAAGAUAUCGAUGAAGAGGACUUGGAACCACCAGCUACACUGAAUGAAGAUUUCUCAACUGUUGAGCAGUUGGCUGAUGAUAUGAUCACAAUGUCGCUUGAACCUCGUGCCAAAUGGCAUAAUCUCUUGAACCUGGAUACCAUCAAGCAACGAAACAAGCCAAAAGAGGCUCCAAAAGCACCUGAACAAGCACCCUUCUUCCUACCAACGUUGCCAGGCGCAAAAGCACAAUUUGAUCUUUCGGAUAAAAUGGACAAUGAUGAUCAAAGCAAGACUUCCUCACGCCGUGUCCACCUUGGAGAACUUGAUGUACGAACCAAAUUUGCAAGAUACUUGGAAGCGGGCCAUGAAAAGAGUGAUUUUGCUGAAUGGGUCGCCUAUACAAAGUCCCUUAGUCCUUCUGCCCUGGAUGUUGAGAUUCGCACUAUGCCUGUUGAAAAUGACCUCUUUUAUCUCAAUGCUUACGUUGAAGCCAUUGUCUUUAUGUUGCGAUCGCGCAAGAACUUUGAAAUGGCCCAAGCAUGGCUUAAUGCAUUCCUGAAUAUCCAUGGCGAUUUAAUUAUUGCAAAUCCUGAAAACGCCAUCCACAAAAAGUUAAAGGAAACCUUGAAUGUCCAAACGGAUGAGUUCAAUCGUCUCUCGGCACAAAUCCAUUACGGCCUAUGUCUCAUUGAUUUCGCACGCAAAUAG